UUUUUCUAUGUAUCAUCCUAUGCAUGGGAUUUUUCCUCCAGUUAUAUCAUUAACAUUUUGGAAAAAAUAGAGUUUAAAGAUUGCCGAGGUUCAAGACUCAGAUAUGGAGUAUGUUCUCUAUUAAAUGUAUCAUAAAUCAAAGAAACAUUUUGUUUUAUUCAACAGAACUCAAUAAAAAUUGUUAAAGUUAAUUCCUUAGGUAAUAUAUAAUGUUUUAGCUUGAAGGAUUAAAUACUUUUCCCCCAAUUUUUUUGUUGUACUUUAGGAAAAACUAGUUAGUGAAUGAGAAGUUCUCCACUUCUGAUCUAACAACUUUGAGAGAGGUCAGUAAGAUUUUGGCUUGUAAUAAUGAGCAGAGGGGAGGGGCAGAAGGGGGAAUGCUGGUUUUAGUAUCACACCUGAAAGCCAACUGUACAUCUUUCCUGUUUCUGGGACAGAGAUGGUCUAAACUGUAGUCUAAGAAUAGCCUUUAGCACUUCAUUUACUGUCAACCACAUCCACACUGAAAAGAAUAAUAUUCUGGCCCACUGAUGUUUUCUAUCCAGAGACCAGAAAUGAUAGAAUAAAGAUCCGAAUUAAUUAGGGACAUUUAUGUAAUUUUUUUAGAUCCGCACAAUCUCUUUAUAGACUUCUUCUAUGUUUCAAGUGCCCACUUUAGAAAGUGCUAAUUAUAUUGAUUCACCUAGAUGAGUUGAGAAAAUAAAAUGGACUACUUUUGUAUCAUCAGAUUUAGACUAGAAGUGAUAUUGCAACAGAGAAAGUUCCUGGUCUUCGGGAACAUGGACUCAAACAUGAGGGUUCUAUUGGUAUAUGCCCAAAACAAUAGGGUAAAAAAUUUUCUUUUAUAUGGUAUCAAUGGAAAUUAAUUAGCUCUGGAAAGUUUAUGCUUUCUUCCAAAGUGAAGUGGUUAUUGGCUGAAGGUUAGAAACAAAAGGAAAAGACUCUGAUCUAAAGAGGAGCAUUCAGUAGUAUUGGAUGGAACCUAACCUCUGAGUUAUGCUCAUGGUCUUUGUGAAAGGCAUAGAGGCCUGGGACAGAUGAGGCUACCAAAGUUGGAACCAAAUGAGACAAGGUGUGUCAUUCUGCUUUGAGAAUAAGAAUAUAACUCCAAUGUUCCUUUUUUCUCUUAAUUAUUCCUACAGAUUAUAUUUUUCAAGAAAUGACAACUUCCAACCAUUCCUCAGUGACUGAGUUUAUUCUUGAAGGGUUAACAAAUCUCCCACAGCUCCAACUGCCACUUUUCCUCCUGUUCCUUGGAAUAUAUGUGGUCACAGUGGUGGGGAACCUGGGCAUGAUCAUUUUAAUUGCUAUCAGUUCUCAACUUCACUCUCCAAUGUAUUAUUUUCUCAGUCAUCUGUCAUUCAUUGAUCUCUGUUACUCCUCUAUCAUUACCCCUAAGACGCUGGUGCACUUUGUGUCAGAAAAGAACUUCAUCUCCUUUUUGGAGUGCAUGGCUCAGCUUUAUUUUUUCCUUAGUUUUGCAAUUGCAGAAGGCUACCUUCUGACAGCCAUGGCAUAUGACCACUAUGUUGCUAUCUGUAGCCCACUGCUUUACAAUACAUUUAUGUCCCAAAAGACCUGUUCCAUAAUGAUGGGCAUGGUGUAUUCACUGGGUUUGUUUGGGGCCAUAGUCCAUACCACCCACAUGUCAAUGUUGUCCUUCUGUGGGUCUCAUAUUGUCAGUCAUUAUCCCUCUUUUUUUUUUAUCCCUCUGUUGACUCUCUCUUGCUCCAGUACCCACAUUAAUGAGAUUCUGCUAUUUGUUAUUGGAGGCUUUAAUGCCUUAGCACCUACUCUGGCAGUUCUCAUCUCUUAUGCUUUCAUUCUUUCCAGUAUCCUUCGUAUUCGCUCCACUGAGGGCCGGUCCAAAGCCUUUGGCACUUGCAGCUCCCAUCUCAUGGCUGUGGGAAUCUUUUUUGGGUCUAUGACAUUCAUGUAUUUCAAGCCUCCUUCUAGCAAUACUAUGGAACAGGAGAAAGUAUCCUCAGUGUUUUAUACCACAGUGAUUCCCAUGCUGAAUCCCUUGAUCUACAGCCUGAGGAACAAGAAUGUGAAGAGCACACUGAGGAAGGCGGUUGGGGGCAGGUAG
Molecule: messenger RNA, 2089 nt
Organism: Loxodonta africana (African savanna elephant)
Lineage: Eukaryota; Metazoa; Chordata; Mammalia; Proboscidea; Elephantidae
Product: olfactory receptor 8D2-like
Exons: 1
Coding region: 1160-2089 (309 amino acids)
Biological process (GO): G protein-coupled receptor signaling pathway; sensory perception of smell
Cellular component (GO): membrane
Molecular function (GO): odorant binding; olfactory receptor activity; G protein-coupled receptor activity
Source: RefSeq, a predicted model, not a curated record